Messenger RNA from Alternaria rosae, 1518 nucleotides. RefSeq lists its product as uncharacterized. Gene Ontology annotation, biological process: protein ubiquitination. Bases 1 to 1518 code for a protein of 505 amino acids. Gene Ontology annotation, molecular function: ubiquitin protein ligase activity. NCBI's taxonomy places the organism in Eukaryota, Fungi, Ascomycota, Dothideomycetes, Pleosporales, Pleosporaceae. The record is from RefSeq and is a predicted model, not a curated record. The transcript has a single exon.
AUGUCGAUGCAAACUUCCGCUUCAGUUCCUGACCAGGAAGAUGAUGCCAUGCCAGACUUGCCCUCAAUGGGGCAAUUCAUAGCUACCAUGGAUAGGUCCAUUCAAUACUCCGAGCAGCUUCCCAAGACCUGCAGUAUAUGCUGGGAAGACUACAACUGGGACGAUAGCGUUGUGAUACGCCUUCCAUGCGACCACAUCUUCCACGAAGAAUGUUGUCUCAAUUGCGUGAAUUCAACACUUAGAAACCGCAACGCCUGCCCCAUGUGCCGGACAGUGUUCUGCCUCCACAACGUUUUGACGCUAGAACGAAAAGAUUCUAUGAGCGAUAGCGAAGAAGGGUACAGCAGUGAGAUCAUGGCGCCAUACGACCGGAUCCGCGAGGCUUAUCAUUGGAUUCAUGCUGCGGCCAACGACUUGUACGAGGAAGAAUUGUGGAAAGAGACUGGUAGUCCCGACUAUGUGUCCAUCAUACGCGAGACAAGGAUACAAUGGCAUCGAGAACAUCACCAUCAACCGUACGAGUUCAUCUGCGACGAGCAUGAAGAGGUCGGGGAUAGCUGGCUUGAGCUUGUCGUGGCUAAUCGUGUCCGAGAGAGGCUCAGCGAGGACGGUCUUGUGGACUCUUUGGAAGGCCAAGCGGUUGAAAGGAGACGCAAUCAGCUAGUGAGCUGGGUGAAUCAAAAUUCUGGCCCCGAGAGCGAGGUCUGGGUCCCUCAAAAUAUGCAAGAGUUUGAAGAGAGGGCCGCUGAGAGGGGCGCUGGGACAGCGGUGCAUGAUGAGCAUCGUCAGCAAGAACAACACGACGACGACCGUCAGGCUGACGAAGAUUCAGAGGAUCACGAGAGGUGGGCAUCUGCUCAUCCUCACGAGGACGAGGAAGGUUCAGAAGAGGGCGAAAUCCGAGAGCAAGCAACCAGGCAAGAGCCCUCUGAACUUCCCCAUCCUGAGAGCUUUGAACUUUCCGAUCCUGGAACAAGUCCAAUGGAUAGCGGUACAACGGAGUGCGCUACCAUAGCACAAAACGACGCUAUCCACCGACGUUUCCGGGAAGAACUAGGAGCACAGAUUGUCGUAGGAGCUUUGCCCGACGUAUACGAUUUUAGGCGCGCUGGAACACCACCCAAUCGAGAAGUACAGCGCCGUCGUUCCCGCUCUCAAUCUUCAUCCCCAUCCUCACCAUCUCCAUCGACAGACCCCCUCUUCCCCCUCCCCGCAGCCGCCUCACUAGCCGACCCACCUUCCCCACAGCCCACAGUCUCGCAACGAGAUGUGGCCAACACGCGCUCCUGGCUUAGAUCAGAGGGACACAUGAUCCUUUGCGAGAUGCACAACGUGGCCUCAGUUGUGUAUCGAGGCGAUCAUAAAUAUGAUGUGCGCGGUUUUGGAGGGGAUGAUAUGGGGGUUGUGAGGGAUGCGGAUGCGUAUCAUGUCGCGGGGUGGAUUACGAUUUUCUAUCGUUAUGGAGGGGAUAGUGGAGAUUUCGAUGGCUCCAGGGAACGGGUUCGGCGUGGUGUAUAG